Molecule: messenger RNA, 1173 nt
Organism: Jaculus jaculus (lesser Egyptian jerboa)
Lineage: Eukaryota; Metazoa; Chordata; Mammalia; Rodentia; Dipodidae
Product: C-C chemokine receptor-like 2
Exons: 3
Coding region: 127-1173 (348 amino acids)
Biological process (GO): inflammatory response; G protein-coupled receptor signaling pathway; immune response
Cellular component (GO): membrane; cytoplasm
Molecular function (GO): chemokine receptor activity
Source: RefSeq, a predicted model, not a curated record
UCUGCCCCCUCUCAGGGCCAAGAGCAGUGUGUUCGUUCAGAAGGAAACACUUGUUUAUAUCCUUGGAGGAGAAAAACAUCUACAGCCAGGGACGCAGGAGAGCCUUCUGAAAGGGGCAGCCUGGAGAUGGCUAAUUACACAGUGGCCCCAGAGGAUGAUGAGUAUGAUGUCUUCAUCCAGGACGACGCGGGGAGCGGCGACGAGGAACAGCGUCACCCACACGAGGCAGAGCUCCUGACGGCCCACCAGCUGCUGCCCCUGUGCUCAGCGUUGUUUACAGUCGGUUGCCUGGACAACGUCUUGGUUCUGUUCAUCCUGAUAAAAUACAAAGGACUCAAGGCCGCGGGCAAUAUCCAUUUUCUCAAUCUGACCAUCUCUCAUCUGUGCUUUUUGCUUCCCCUGCCAUUCUGGGCUCAGGCCGCUGCACAUGGGGGACAUCCUGGCAAGCCCGUGUGUAAAGUUCUCCUUGGGCUCCAGUCGACCAGCUUACAGGGCGGGGCGCUUUUCAUUAUUUUUCUUGUUAUGGAAGCGUGCCAGGGAUGCUUCCACACGAACCGAUGGUCCUCAGCCCUCAGGACGGUGCCUGGUGGCAUCAUUACGAGCAUCCUGGCUUGGACUGUGGCUAUUCUGGUCACUUUGCCUGAAUUUGUGUUUUAUGAACUUCCGAUGGAUUGGCAGAAAUACAAGUGUGCCUUCAGCAAACCUUCCUUCCUUCCAGGUGAAGAGCCAUUCUGGAAGCAUUUUCUCACUUUAAAGAUGAAUGUUUUGGUACUUCUUUUCCCACUGUCUAUUUUCAUAUUUUGCUCUGUGCAAGCGAGGAAAACACAGAGCUUCAGAGAGAGACAUUAUGACCUCUGCAAGCUUGUUUCUGUCAUUAUGGGUGUCUUCCUUUUGAUGUGGGCACCGUACAAUGCUGCCCUCUUCCUGUACGCGUUCCAGGAGCAUCUGUUCCUGCAGGACCAGAGCAGCUAUAGCUUGGACACAAGUGUCCAGGUCACCAAGAUCAUCGCCAGCACUCACUGCUGUGUCAACCCUCUCCUCUAUUUGCUUCUUGACAAGGACUCUAGGAAAUACCUCUGCGGUCUGUCCUCACUAUGUAAAGACAUUCCAUUUCAGCCCAGUGUCCACUCUGAUGUGCCAAGGGAAGGUCACGAUCAAUCCACUCAACUAUAA